Musca domestica (house fly) is the source of this 706-nucleotide messenger RNA. RefSeq lists its product as uncharacterized. The record is from RefSeq and is a predicted model, not a curated record. NCBI's taxonomy places the organism in Eukaryota, Metazoa, Arthropoda, Insecta, Diptera, Muscidae. Bases 130 to 570 code for a protein of 146 amino acids. The transcript has 4 exons.
CGGUCAGUUUAUUGUUGUCAUUCGGAGACAGUACGUGCGAUCGCUUUAUUUUUUGUUGAUAACAAAAAAAAAAAAAACGCAAUUAAAUAAAUGUUUCUUUAAAAAGUGAAAGAGAAAUUUACAACAAAAAUGGAAAUGCUCACAACACAAUCGCUUAUUAUUGGCUCAUUCGGCAUGGCCUUUUGUCUGGCGUGUACGGCAAUCGAAGUCAGAGAUUUGUCCAUAAAAUUAAGAAGGAAAGAUGAAUCGCAGGAAAGUCAUGAUAAACAGAAAAGUUUUCUCAAUCUGGCAAUGUACCUUGGUGGAGCACUUUUUAGUUUACUACUAAUUUGGGGUUCAUUAAAGGAACACCGUCUGGCAAUUAUACCGGCACUACUAUGCGUUGUAGGAGCGUUGGGCUUCACUCUAUUCUACAUGGGUUACAAUUUAAUAUUUAUACCGUUUGGCCAUUUUGAAGUGUUGCGAACUACUGUGCCGCUAUUGGGAGUGCAGGUGUUGGUGUUCCAUAUCUUGGCAUCGACAUUUGGAGAAAUGCGACGUGGAGCUCAAACUUUUUACGAUAGGAUAUAAAUUACAUUUAUUUAUUAAAGUCAUCAAGCACAUAUUGAUUGCAAAUAAUUUUAAUAUUCGACUGACUGUUUUUGUAACUAGAUAUUAAUUCACUAAAUAAGCUUGAAACCAGCAUAUCCUGGUUGUGUGCACUACA